Molecule: messenger RNA, 327 nt
Organism: Lactuca virosa
Lineage: Eukaryota; Viridiplantae; Streptophyta; Magnoliopsida; Asterales; Asteraceae
Source: the annotation of a GenBank genome assembly
AUGACCACCGCAUUCAAUCUUUACUUUAUAUGUUGUUCACAAUCCAUCUCACGCUCUCAUCUAUCAGGUAGAGACGCAAGGCAUCAGAAUGAAGCAAUUCCAACCUAUGAACAAACUCAAGAAAGUCCCUCUGUGAUCGCUGAAAAUUUAUCAGGUGACAAAAUCCAAGUGCUAAAACGAAUGUUUAUGAACAUGGACAUGGACAAAAAUGGCACACUCACCUAUGAUAAACUUAAAAACGGUUUGGCCAGACUUAGGUCAAAAUUCACUGAGUCUGAAGUUAGACAACUCAUAUAUGUUAUGGAAAGGGUCAACCGACUACAUUAA